AAAACUCACAACUUCUACUCACACACAUUUCGUCACUUCCUGAUAUUUCCCGCGCUGGUUUUUGAUACAGCUGUCACUGUGCCACUGAGCUGCAGUAGUUUAAUUACUAAACAAUGCCGACCUCCGACUAUGACCCUGCUUGUUUACCGGAUUUGUUGCCACUUUAUUACCGCCGACUGUUUCCAUACUCACAGUACUAUCGGUGGCUAAGCUACGGCGGCGUGUCCAAGAACUACUUCCAGAACCGCGAGUUCUCAUUCACUCUCAAAGAUGACAUCUACGUUCGGUACCAGUCGUUCAGCACCCAGAGUGAACUGGAGAAGGAGAUGCAGAAAAUGAAUCCGUAUAAGAUUGACAUUGGUGCAGUUUACAGCCACAGGCCCAGCCAACACAACACGGUGAAGUCUGGAACGUUUCAGGCACUGGAGAAAGAGCUGGUGUUUGAUAUCGACAUGACUGACUAUGAUGAUGUCAGAAGCUGCUGCAGUGCUGCAGAUAUUUGCUCCAAGUGCUGGACCCUGAUGACCAUCGCCAUUCGUAUUCUGGAUCGGGCACUGAGAGAGGACUUUGGCUUCCAUCACCUCCUGUGGGUGUACUCAGGCAGGAGAGGAGUGCAUUGCUGGGUUUGUGACGAAGCCGCCAGGAAGCUGUCAGUGGCGGCUCGUUCGGCUGUGGCCGAGUACCUCAGCUUAGUCAAGGGUGGUGAAGAGACUGUGAGGAAAGUUGUGCUGUCAGAGCCUAUUCACCCUUUCAUCAGCCAGUCUCUUAUUGUAGUAGAGCACUACUUCCCUCAGUACGCAAUUGUUGGACAGGAGCUGUUGGGCAGUAAAGCAAGUGUUGACAAAGUGCUCAGCCUAUUACCUGAAGAUGUCAGGAAGGAGCUAUUAAACACUUACCAGACGGAGAAGAAUCCAAUGAAGCGCUGGGAACAACUAAGGUCUGCAGUGCACCAGAAAAGGGCUACCAGUAAGAAGGGAGCUCAGUACUUUGAUAAGGAGAUCAUGCUGCAGUACUGCUACCCACGCCUGGAUGUUAAUGUCAGCAAAGGAGUCAACCAUUUACUGAAAAGUCCAUUUAGUGUCCAUCCGAAAACAGGUCGAAUUUCUGUACCAAUUGACUUGAAAAAUCUGGACAAAUUCGACCCCUUCGAGGUUCCUACAAUCAGCCUUAUCUGUGAAGAGCUUGACAAACCCCUAGCUGCUGAGGAGGAGGAAGAGGAGAUAAAGGAUAAAGAAAAUGAAACGGAACCUGGUGAACGGCGCAAAAUCAGAGAUUACAAGCAGACUAGUCUGGGCAAGUAUGUGAAGCUCUUUGAUCAGUUUCUGGAUGCUAUGGCUCGUUCUAGAAAAGGAGAGAUGCUGAAGAAAAGUGAUCUCCAGAAAGAAUUUUAAUGAGCCAGUGAUGUUCCAAAACAACUAUUGAUGUUCAACUAAGAAAUGAGAACUUACUACCUUACUGGAUCGUUUUUCUACAACAGAACAGAAAUUGAAUCAGUUUGCUAUAAAGUACAUUUGGAUGUGUACUUUACCUGGAUUCUUGAAUGUUUGACAUUACUGUAGAAUUAUCAUCACAGAAAAAUUAAUGAUCUGAAAACAGAAGGACACCUUUCAUUUUCUGAAUUUUGACACUGAACAGAUUUUGUACUGUAGAGAAAUGUCCUUCUGGUCUGUUAAAAUGUGUUUUUUUUUUUUUUUAACCAAGAAAUAUUAAAAGUAUUGUAUAUUAUUUGCUAGCA
Molecule: messenger RNA, 1735 nt
Organism: Pangasianodon hypophthalmus (striped catfish)
Lineage: Eukaryota; Metazoa; Chordata; Actinopteri; Siluriformes; Pangasiidae
Gene: prim1
Product: DNA primase subunit 1
Exons: 13
Coding region: 114-1391 (425 amino acids)
Biological process (GO): DNA replication, synthesis of primer
Cellular component (GO): alpha DNA polymerase:primase complex
Source: RefSeq, a predicted model, not a curated record